Messenger RNA from Sebastes umbrosus (honeycomb rockfish), 1860 nucleotides. RefSeq names its product ankyrin repeat domain-containing protein SOWAHA-like. NCBI's taxonomy places the organism in Eukaryota, Metazoa, Chordata, Actinopteri, Perciformes, Sebastidae. The record is from RefSeq and is a predicted model, not a curated record. Gene Ontology annotation, molecular function: protein binding. The transcript has a single exon. The coding region runs from base 152 to 1573 and encodes 473 amino acids.
GCUUUGCCCGGAAAAAGCCUCCUCCAGGUGGGGAGGAGAGCAGAGAGCAGCCAGGUGAGGCUUAUUCUACUGUAGCCUCCAGUCAGUCAGAGAGACAAAGAGAACAGGAACACAGAAGCUUUCACUUUAACAACACAGCUUUUUAAUCAGCAUGUCUUUGACGCAGGAAUCCGUCCUGUCGGUGCUGCUAGCGGAGGGAGGCAAAGUGAAGAAAUCCGACCUGGUGGGUAAAUUCAAAGCUUCAGUCGACUGCGACGAUCCGGCAGAGAAAGAACGGAACCGGGAGCUCUUCAAGACUUUUGUCAACAACGUCGCCUUCGUGAAAGAGAUCGAGGGUGUCCGGUACGUCGUGGUGAGGAAAGCCUGUCAGCAUGUGGUGGUGGACGGUGGUCACGAGACUGUGGAGAAGACUGGAAACACACAGACAGGUGAGCAGCAGCAGCAGUCACCUGAGCUGACUAGAAGCUGUGGUGGUGAUGAUGAUGAUGAUGCAGGAGGUCAGAGGUCAGCUGAUCCAGAUCAAGAGCACACAGACAGUAGUGAAAGUCCUACACUGUCUCCGAUACAGCUGGCGUUGCAAAGGAGCAAAUACAAGGAAGGUAGCGUUAAAAGGGCGAUGACUUUUGACAUCCGAAAUGGAGAUACCUUCUCGAGAAAUGAGCCCGCCAGGAAACCGUACGCCUUACCUUUGAGGAUGCCACCCAGCGCCACCACCGCCACCACCACCACCAGGGUGGAGAUCUGCAAACUCAAGGUGGACCCAGAUGACCCCCCUCCUGAAAGCCCUAACUCUUUCAGGAACAAGAGGAGACCCCCUUGUUCAGCGGAGACCAGCUCGCCCCAGCUGAGAAGGUCAGUGAAGAGCACCAAGGCUGCGUCUGAGGCCUCCGCCUCCUCCUCCUCCUCCUCCUCUUCCUCCUACUCGGUCCCCCUGGAGCAGUCGGAGCACGAAUGGCUGGUCAAGUGUGCCGCCGGCCACUGGAGCCAAGCGUACGGCCUGCUGCUGAGAGACAACCAGCUGGCCGAGAAGAGGGACUUCAUGUCGGGGUUCACCGCUCUUCACUGGGCGGCCAAGUGCGGAAACAGCGACAUGCUCGUGAAGAUCAUCGACCUGUCCAGACAAGGAGGAGUUGACAUCGAUGUGAACGCGAAAACACACGGCGGGUACACUCCUCUGCACAUCGCCGCCUUGCACGACCAGGAGGGCAUCAUGGCCUUGCUGGUGGGGGAGCAUGGCGCCGACCCGAGCGUCAGGGACAACGGCGGGAAGAAGGCCUACCACUACAUGCGCGAAGGUGUUUCUGAGACGCUGAGAGAGAUGUUGGGGGAACCCAAAGCCCGGGAGGUUCAGGAGGAUAGAGUCCUGGAGGAAAAGGAGGAGCUGGACCUGUUACCAGAUCUGUCCAAGGGGCUGUACUCAAUAAGCCGUCUCUUCCAGCCACACGUGGCGGGGAAGAGUAAGAAGCACAAGCAGAGGCCGGCAUUUUACUCCCUGAGCGACGACCCCGUAGAGGAACAAGAAGACAACAGCAGCAGCUUCAGACACAGAGUCCUAUCAGAUAUUUUUAUGUAAACUCACAACUCUUCCUCGUCUUCAUGAGAGAAUUUGACUGACAUUUCUCUUUUCAACAGUGACAAAAACUCUUAAAGCAAUCAGUGACUCCUUUCUUGUUUGAUUUUGUGAUUUGGCAGAUGACACAAACGAUGAUCACCAACAAGACUUAAAUUCAUGAUGGCAUCAGGAGACACCGUCUGCUUCUGGUUGAUUGAUUCUGAGUUAGAGACAUUAGGAGUUUUUGGUUUGAGAUGUUACCUGUAUGAGUGGAGUUUACAGGUAAAUAAAACAUGAUUCAGAGAAUA